Talaromyces atroroseus is the source of this 372-nucleotide messenger RNA. Its product is annotated as NADH-ubiquinone oxidoreductase subunit. Lineage: Eukaryota; Fungi; Ascomycota; Eurotiomycetes; Eurotiales; Trichocomaceae. Gene Ontology annotation, biological process: response to oxidative stress. The transcript is spliced from 5 exons. The record is from RefSeq and is a predicted model, not a curated record. Bases 1 to 372 code for a protein of 123 amino acids.
AUGACUAUCAAUCCCACAUAUCUCGCGCAGCGAACGCGCCAAUCUAUCAACUGGACAGACGCCAAGGCCAGAGUGCGCAAGUCCUACCGAGAAUGGCUCCGAGCGUCCCCCGAAAUCCAGACCAUGUACUCCCUAAACCUCCCAGUCUCCGCAAUCCGUACAAAGAUUCGCCAACAGUUUGAGCAACACCGCUAUGUGAGCCAGAUCAAGGUUAUCGAUGUGCUUUUGUACAAGAGUCAUGCCGAGUUUCAGGAAACGUUGAACUACUGGAAGCAGCUUUCUCAAGUUAUGAAGUACUUCCGAGCCGAGGAAGAGCCUGCUGCUAGGCUGCCACGGAAUUUCAUCACCGGGUUCCUGGAGGGCCGCAACUAA